Messenger RNA from Coccomyxa subellipsoidea C-169, 991 nucleotides. RefSeq lists its product as hypothetical. The record is from RefSeq and is a predicted model, not a curated record. The transcript has 4 exons. NCBI's taxonomy places the organism in Eukaryota, Viridiplantae, Chlorophyta, Trebouxiophyceae, Coccomyxaceae. Gene Ontology annotation, molecular function: ubiquinone binding. Gene Ontology annotation, biological process: ubiquinone biosynthetic process; cellular respiration. The coding region runs from base 113 to 991 and encodes 292 amino acids.
AUGAGAUCGGAGGUGUAGAUUGUGGAAAUGGUCUGUAUAGCUGUGUGGUUGACGCGGGAAAUUGUUGCCCUAUUUUAGUCCUCGCACAGAUUACCGUCAAAAGAUAGUUUCUAUGUUUGCCAACAGAAAACUACUUAGAAUAGCCAGAUUGCUUGAAAAUUCCAUCUGCACGCCCGCGUUUUGUUCGGUGGCCAGGCGUGAGGGCCAAGCCUCGACAUCUGCGAGUGCUUCAUACCUCAGUAGCUUAAGAGCUUGUGCAGGUACGACAAGGUCAGAAUGCAUGCCAGGCAGCACAUUAUACAGCACAGUCGAAGCAGGCAGGGCCAGGCUUCCCGCGCAGCAUGAUCUUCAGUCCAAGAGGCUCUUGUGCUCAAUUGGGAGAGCGGCUGAAGUAUGUAUCAAAGAGAGCACAGCUGCAAGUCAGAAGCUCCCAAAGGCCCUGCAUGCCUACCAGCAGCGGCGCAGUGCGUUUGGGCUCCCAAAUCUGAAUGGAGACACUUCCAAGCACUACCAGGAGAGACGCCUGAUAGGGUAUUCGCCAAAGCAGCUAUAUGAUGUUGUCGCUGCAGUGGAGCAUUAUAAGGAGUUUGUGCCGUGGUGCCAGAGGUCUGAGAUCAUUCAGGAAAGGCCUCCUGACUUUGUGGAAGCCGAGCUCGAAGUCGGCUUCAAACUUUUCGUGGAGAGGUACACUUCACAAGUACACUUGCACAGACCGGGCAAGGUGGUGUCGCAUGUGUAUGACAGCACAUUGUUUGAUCACCUGGACUCAACCUGGGAGUUUAAGCCGGGGCCCACACCUGGCUCGACAUGGCUAUUCUUCAGUGUGGAUUUUGCCUUCAAGUCCCCGCUGUACAGGCACAUUGCCAGCGUAUUCUUUGAUGAGGUUGUGAAGCAUAUGAUGGGCGCUUUUGAGGGCCGCUGCAAGCAUUUAUAUGGAUCCUCCGCUUUUGCAAAGCGCGCUCCUGCAGCUCAGAAGAUGCAGACAGCAUGA